Phyllostomus hastatus (greater spear-nosed bat) is the source of this 4574-nucleotide messenger RNA. It is a transcript of the gene VDR, whose product is annotated as vitamin D receptor. The record is from RefSeq and is a predicted model, not a curated record. Bases 170 to 1456 code for a protein of 428 amino acids. The transcript is spliced from 10 exons. Gene Ontology annotation, cellular component: nucleus. Gene Ontology annotation, biological process: negative regulation of transcription by RNA polymerase II; multicellular organism development; cell differentiation. Gene Ontology annotation, molecular function: vitamin D response element binding; zinc ion binding; nuclear receptor activity. Lineage: Eukaryota; Metazoa; Chordata; Mammalia; Chiroptera; Phyllostomidae.
GGCUGUCUCUGCUUGUCAAAAGGCAGCAGCCGAGCCCGAGGCGCCGGGAGCGCGGAGCAACGUGCCCACCAGCUCGCCAGACCAGAGUCCUUUUGGUCGGAAGUGUCUGCGAGACCUCACAGAAGGGCACCCCUGGGCUCAGCUUACCUGCACGCCUGCUCCUUCAGGGAUGGAGGCGAUGGCGGCCAGCACUUCCCUGCCUGACCCUGGGGACUUUGACCGGAAUGUGCCUCGAAUCUGCGGGGUGUGUGGAGACCGAGCCACGGGCUUCCACUUCAACGCUAUGACCUGUGAAGGCUGCAAAGGCUUCUUCAGGCGCAGCAUGAAGCGAAAGGCAUUAUUCACCUGUCCUUUCAACGGAGACUGCCGCAUCACCAAGGACAACCGCCGCCACUGUCAGGCCUGUCGGCUCAAGCGCUGCGUGGACAUCGGCAUGAUGAAGGAGUUCAUCCUGACGGAUGAGGAGGUGCAGCGGAAACGAGAGAUGAUCAUGAAAAGGAAGGAGGAGGAAGCCUUGAAGGACAGUCUACGGCCCCGGCUGUCGGAGGAGCAGCAGCACAUCAUCAGCAUCCUGCUGGACGCCCACCACAAGACCUACGACCCCAGCUACGCCGACUUCAGCCAGUUCCGGCCUCCGGUCCGAGGGCCUGAGGGUGGAGACAGCCAUCCAUGCAGGCCGUUCUCGAGACACAUGCCCAGCUGCUCCGGGGACUCGUCGUCCUCCUCCUGCUCCGAUCAUUACAGCACCUCCUCAGACAUGACGGGGGCGACCAGUUUCUCCAACCUGGAUCUGAGCGAAGAGGACUCAGAUGAAUCUUCUGUGACCGUCGACCUGUCCCACCUCUCCAUGCUGCCCCACCUCGCUGACCUGGUCAGUUACAGCAUCCAAAAGGUUAUUGGCUUUGCCAAGAUGAUCCCAGGGUUCAGAGACCUGACCUCUGAAGACCAGAUUGUGCUGCUGAAGUCAAGUGCCAUUGAGGUCAUCAUGUUGCGGUCCAACCAGUCCUUCACCACGGACGACAUGUCCUGGACCUGUGGUGGUGAGGACUACAAAUACCGCAUCAGUGAUGUGGCAAAAGCCGGACACAGCCUGGAGCUGAUCGAGCCACUCGUCAAGUUCCAGGUGGGGCUAAAGAAGCUGAACUUGCAUGAGGAAGAGCAUGUCCUGCUCAUGGCCAUCUGCAUUGUCUCUCCAGACCGUCCUGGAGUGCAGGAUGCUCCGCUGGUUGAGGCCAUCCAGGACCGCCUGUCCAAUACACUGCAAACCUAUAUCCGCUGCCGCCACCCGCCCCCAGGCAGCCACAUGCUCUAUGCCAAGAUGAUCCAGAAGCUGGCUGACCUGCGAAGCCUCAACGAGGAGUACUCCAAGCAGUACCGCUACCUCUCCUUGCAGCCUGAGUGCAGCAUGAAGCUCACACCCCUCGUGCUGGAGGUGUUUGGCAAUGAGAUCUCCUGAUUACAGCAGCCUGUGGUGGUGCCUGGGUGGGGCUGCUCCUCUGGGAACCUGUGCCUGGGCCUAGGGCUGGCUGCUGCCCAGCAGCCCUUCCUACCCACUCCGGAGUAUAGCCCCUCCCCUCCCACCUCUUCUCCCUGUCCUGUCUGUCCUCUUUCCUGCCCAACCUAACACCAGGCCCCUGCUACCUAUAGGCCGCAGGCUGACCCCAGCCCCUCAAGACCUCAGUUGUGAGGAGUUGCUGUUUAUUUGACAGAGACUGAAAUGAGGGCAGAGGGCAAAGGCCAAAGGUGGGGCCUUACCUGGGUAUGCCAGAAGUAGUUGCUGGCUGGUGCCCAGGGAUUAGGUAGGCAGGAAAAACACACCCAUUCCUCAGGGAGAGAUACCUAUACCUCCGCCAGUUCAGGUCCAUAUGUCCAGACCCUGGUGGGGAUCUCCCUCCCCUUGUUCCACUCAUGAUCAAGAACUGGCCACCACCCCCACUUUACCCCCAGCUCAUCCUGCCUCCACUCUGUGUGUUCUGUUCCAGGGCAGCGUGCCUUGAUGGGUCCUUCCCCCUCUGCCUUCCUCUCCCUGGCGCAUCUAGGAAACUCACUGCCCAGGAUGACCAAAACCAGGGUGACUAAGCUCACAAGUCACCCCUUACACACCUUCUGCUGGCCAAAGUGCACUUGCCUAACCCCUCAGAGCCCACCUUCAUCCCAUCACCAUGGUAACAUUCUCCUUUAAAGCAACUAUGGUGAGGGGUUUUUCCCCCCAUAGCCCAGAACCCACCUGCUCAGACACCCAAGGAGGGAAGAAAGCAGGGCCCAGGUGGUAGGGGACAGGCAACCCCAGCCUCAUAGAAGAAUGGUGGAUGGUGGCCCCAGCUGUCCCUGUCACCAACCCCAUGGCUUCGCAGCCUGGAUCUAAGAGUGAGUUGAGGCAGGAGCAUUUCUUCCAGCCGUCCACAUGGCAGGACUGAGUUGCCCCCAGGUUGCAGAAAAGCAAUGGGUACCACCCUCAUCCUCCCCUGACAGUGCCUUACCUCCCACCCCAGGAAGAGAACCUGCCGCAGGCUCCAGAGCCCUCCCACUCUGGCCACAGAUGCUUUUGGGGCCCUGCUCUAGGAUGGCCAAGGGUGACCCAGAGACUGGCCCAGUCUCCCAACGACCUCAUAGUCCGGAGAAGCAGUGCCCACUCUGCUUACCAGUGGGGCCAUGUCUUUUCCACCUGGUGGGAUGGGAUGGAGGUGAUGAACUUCCAGACCCCAACAGCCUAAGUCACACCCUCCCUGCCCACCUAGGUGUAGUUCUCAGAUAGCUGUUCCCUGGAAACCCAGGAGCUGGUGCUCCAAGACCUCAGGGUGUGGACCUCAGGGAGAGUGGGUUCGCCUCGGUGGCUAGUCAGAGCGCAUUUAGAGGUGGUGUCACGUGGGGCUGGUCCCCUUAUUCUCUCUCCACCACCCAAAGUCAGAUGGAGCCCUGGGGGCAGUCUAGGAGUUAGGGUAUAUAACUUCAAACUCCAUGUUCUUCAUAGCCAGACCACCCUAGGAGGUGGAAACUCUAGGUCUGUUUACUCCGGGGUGGAGUUUCUCGGGGAGUGAGUUGUAGGUAUGUGGGACCCACGCUGAGAGGGUUCUUCCAGGAGCCCCAGAGGGUCCUUCAGAUCGUUACUUGAGUUUUGGGAACAUGGCCAUAUUUGAUGUCUCGUCACAGAGGGGUUCGUGUCAGUAGGAUGCCCCUCCACCUGCCUCCUCUGUCCCCUGGGAACCCCAGGAACCAUCCAUGCCCCCAGGUGGGAGAACGACCGACAGCCACGCUCCUGAAGACGGAGUACCACCCUUGUGGCCGAACCCUAUGCUCAUUAGAUAUGAGUUGUUUUUAGAAUCAGACUCCAUUUUGUACUGCAUUCUAAUAUAGCGGGUAGUAUGCACCACUGAUUAAGAGAUAUUUAUGGGGGGGAGAACUUAUAUUGUGAAAAUUCUGUACAUUAAUUAUUAUUGCUGUUGUCAUUAUUUUAUAAAUUAGGGGCAGACCCUUGUUUGAUUUGAGCUGUAAAAUACAUUGGUCCAGCUUGCUAUUCAGUGGGAGAAAGGUCUGAAAAUCACUCAAGUCAUCCAACCCCAUUUUUAAAGAGCAUGGACACUCCGGGGAGGCGCUACUCACCCAACCCAUGUAACUAGCCAGAAGCUGCACCAGGCCUGGACCCAGGCUUUGGACCUGUGGUCCCGGCUCCUUUCACUGCACCGCGCUUGCGCUCAGACCCCACUUUCCACUCCCGAGCCCAGUCUUCGGGCAAAGUGCUGGAUUUUAGACAGAGCACGUCUAGAUCCCAACCUUCUGCCUUCUUUCCCUGGGUUGCCACCUCACUGACCUGUUAGGAGGGUGGGGGACACCUCAGCCUGUGUCUCAAUGUGAAUCAGAGUUCCCCCACCCCUCAAUGUGGCCCUGGCCAGAUGGGUGGGGUCUCUGUCUCAGCCCGUAUAAUGUUGUUGCCUUAUCAAUAAAGUGCAUCUGUCUUCGUAAUGUCUCCACCUUCCCAGCUCUUCUAGGCAACUGGUGACUGACCCCGCCUCCUCCAGGGAUCCCGAGCAGACACAGGGAGAAUGCCAGUUCUGCUGCAGCUCCGGGCCCCACCAAAGCCCCGCCCAUUCCCAGAGGGAGGUUUAGGAGCUGGGAGGGGCAAAAGAGAGGGACAGCGAGGUUUCAUGGGGCUGAAUUGGUAGGAAAUGUGAUUGUCACUUAUUUUGCUUUGGAAUGAGAGAAGGUGAAGGUGGAUGUUUAUAAAUCUAAAACUUUUAAAGAAUAUUACUAGAAAUCCUGGAAAGUGUGUACACCAAAAUGCCAAAUAAGCAAGAUCCCAGGAGACAGCGCCUUCUGCUGCCUAACUGGAAACGAGUGGGAGAAUCGGAGCGAGGCCAGGGGAGAGGAUGGGAAUGUAUGAGACUCGGUGAAAGCUGGGAAUGAAGAGGCAGAAAAGCAGACUUGAAAGAGUGCCUCCUGAGUUAUUUCCAAAGAAUAAAAAAUGUGUGCUAGAAAUAAACCAAUGAAGAAAGCUUUGCUUAUGGUGAUAAAAAAAAUGGAUCAUAUUUACAUAGCACUUACUUUGUGGCAAGUACUGCUGUAAAUAAAUGCUUUAU